AACGUAGAUAAUUUCUUCCUUUUGAUUGCCUUCAUUGUGUACGCAGGUAAAAGAUUAAAGUUCUGAAAGAUGUACAUUAUAAAACCUAAUACCCGACAUUUUUCUGCCUGUUUGACCGAGAUUACCUUAAAAACUACCCAACGUAAUAGUUUGAGACCCUAGGAGAGGCUUAGGAUAUUUUUUAUCCUUCGAAAAUAUAUAGCGCGACUUUUAUCCUGGAAAAUUCUUUCAAUCGGAUACAGCCACUCACGAGAAAAAGGUAGUAUGAUGCAUAGGUAGGUAAUAGUAUAUUUUAAAAUUCAUGAUCAUCUUUAACCUGCGUCAUACAACAUUCAUUAGACUUUGAUUUUAUAUCUGAUACCAAUUCGAUGGUCAGUAUAUAUCUUGUAUAAUAAUUAAUAAAUUAGCUAGCUGACGAAAUAAAUAAAUUUGGAUUUAUCAGAGCAAAACAGUGAAGUUAGUUUUGUGAUAUUUGUUUUAUAUUUAAGAGUUGAAGGUCUAAAGCGAAAUAGUUUUGUCAUACUUAACAACUAGUGGUUAUUAAUUAUCCUAAUCUAAUUUUGACCAAUAAAUUUAAUUAUCUUGUAAGCUAAGAUAACUUUGUGACCGCUUUUUAAAGCGUACCGCCCCGCGUCUCCGAAAAUGAGGCUUGAGUCUUUUGUAGAGGGACAGGCUUAUAACGGGUACGAAGCUGUGAGUAACACCUACAUUUAACAAAUAAAUAGCGCUUAAUAGAGAAAGGCAAGGUUUGUUGAUGAAGCAGCAACUAGUGUGUAAUCAGUACGUAAUCAGCGCGAUGUGGAAGUGGACGUUCGUAUGUGUCUGCGCCGCGGCGGUGUUGGCGGACGAGGGCUCGCGCGUGGUGCGACUUGCGCAGGGUCCCGUGCGAGGAUACAGGGACCCUCAGGGAGACUUGUUUGCUUUUUACAGCGUCCCGUACGCGACCGCGCCUACUGGACCACAUAAAUUCAAGCCACCGGUGCCGCCACCGAAUCACCAAGAUCCAUUAGAGGCCAUAGAUAAAGGAAUUAUAUGUCCUCAGGCUAGUUCGGAAUUCAUCGAAAUGGCAAAUAAAACCAUGAAAGAAGAUUGUCUAAUUGCAAACAUAUUUGUGCCAGAUACACAAGAGGACAACCUACCAGUUUUCGUAUAUACCCAUGGAGGCGGUUUCCAAAUAGGUUACGGUCAUUGGUUUCAAUUAAAAAAUCUUGCUCGAACAAAAAACAUUAUCGUCGUAACAUUUAACUACCGCCUCGGCGUGCAUGGUUUUCUUUGUUUGGGAACUAAAGACAUUCCCGGUAAUGCUGGUAUGAAGGAUCAAGUGGCUUUACUGCGCUGGGUGAAAGACAACAUACAAGCUUUUGGUGGAAACCCUAACGACGUAACUUUAGGCGGCGGCAGCGCUGGUGCGGCAUCAGCGGAUCUAGUAAUGCUGUCGAAAGCUUCUAAAAGUUUAUUUAAUAAAGUAAUACCAGAGAGCGGUUCUAGUUUGGCAGCUUUUGCAGUGCAACCAGAUCCUUUGGAAAAUGCCAAGAACUUUGCAAAACAGUUAAAUUUUACAAAUACCAAUGACAUUUAUGCUUUAGAAAAGUUUUAUAAGUCUGCUACCCUGGAACAGAUAACAAUAGAUGCGUUCGUUGAUAAAAAAGACUCUACAUUUGUUUUCUCACCGUGCGUUGAACGCAAUAUCGGCGAGGAAGUCUUUCUUGACGAAGACCCGCUCACAAUUUUACAAAAUGGAAACUAUGAGAAACUUCCCUUACUCAUCGGUUUCGCUAACAUGGAGGGUUUGGUACGUAUUGAGUUCUUUGAAACUUGGAAAAGUGCAAUGAAUGAAAAGUUUUCAGAUUUUUUACCAGCUGAUUUAACUUUCAAAAAUGAGAAGCAAAAGCAAGAAAUUGCAAACAUUGUCAAACAAUUUUACUUUGGUAAUAAACCUGUUAAUAAUGACAAUAUCCUAUCGUACGUGGAUUUCUUUUCGGAUGUUAUAUUCAAUGUUCCGGCUUUGCGGUCUGUUGAGUUACACCUGAAGAAUGGUCACGACAAAGUGUAUCUUUACGAGUAUUCGUUCACUGACGAGGCGGGCCCGCCGGUGCCACACACAGAGGUGCGUGGCGCUACCCACUGUGCACAAUCCAUGGCUUUAAUCGACGGAGCAAACAUAAUGCAAGUGGAUGAAAAUAAUAUGUCUAAAGAAUAUAAGAAAAUGAAAUCGGUGAUAAGAGAACUGUGGUCCAACUUUAUUACAACAGGACUCCCAGUGCCUGAAGGUUCCCCGUUACCAUCAUGGUCGGCCGUGCGCGCGAACUUGACGCCGUACAUGUCGCUGGGACGGACGCUGGAGCUGAAAGGCGCUUUGCUGCAGCAGCGCGUGCGCUUCUGGAACGACAUCUACGACAAAUACUAUCACACGCCGGUGCCGCCACCUACACCUGGUAGAUUAAGUACUGAACUUUAAGGGAAUUAUAAUAUAUAAUAUUUUGAAUACAUACCAUCUAUUAUUGUAUGCUAAAUGUAAGGAUACCGUAUAUGGCAGGCUUAUGACAGGCUAUAAUAGAUCACUGUAUUAACGUUAAAUGUGCUAUAAUCAUUAUUGUUAUGCGCCUACAUUUAAUCAUGAAAUAGAUAUUAUAAAAUUCUCGCCUAAAUAAUUAUAUUUUAUUAAUAUAAGUACCUGCUCAUGUAAUUUUUUCCUGAAUUUAUAUAUUAUACAUUUUACAAAAUCGUCGUUAACCAUAAUAAAUAUUCUAAUAACAUUUC
This is a messenger RNA of Manduca sexta (tobacco hornworm), 2760 nucleotides long. RefSeq names its product esterase FE4. Bases 755 to 2458 code for a protein of 567 amino acids. NCBI's taxonomy places the organism in Eukaryota, Metazoa, Arthropoda, Insecta, Lepidoptera, Sphingidae. The transcript is spliced from 3 exons. The record is from RefSeq and is a predicted model, not a curated record.